AAACAGCAUAUCCCACAAUGCCCCGCGCGUCCCGGUGACAUCUACGCAACGAUGAGUUGAAGCGGUUGUUGUCGUCUCUACGCUUUUAACCAGUUGCCAGGAAACCGAGGAAAUAGAGCAGCUAUCACGCCGUAAUCAAGUAAGGCUCCCAUCUUAUACCUGUAAUAACUGGCAGACGGAGGGAUUCCACCCCACGUUUGAUUUGUUCCUCGGUGACUCCUUCGCCCAUGUUAUCGUCCGUUCCCACCCGGCUGAUCGCGCGAAGGUCGCGCAGCCUGUCGCCGUGCAGCCGCGUGCUCCAGACCAGCGCGAGCGGCGCCGCGUGCCGGGGCAGCCGCGAGACCCCGGCGGAGCUCCAACGCAACCCAAUCGUGUCCACCUCGCGGGUCUCCAGAAGGGGGAUUUUGGCCGACGAGUCCGCGGGUACCAGCGUGAAGCCGUUGGUGCAGUACCACCACCUCGCCCCUAGGUGGCUGUCUCACCUGCAGAACCGCCGCGGGUCGUGGGCCGCGUUGGCCGACAGGGGGCGCGACAACCACCAGUACUGGGAGGAGAGCGGGCGGAGCGGCGGUGGUGGUGGUGGUGAUGAUGCUGGACGGGGGACAGAUGGAGGAGCCAGGCGGGCUGGAGCGGCCUCUGUCGGGGUGCUGUCUGCUGCAGCAUUGGCCUUCUGCCUGAAGAAAGAUCCUGAUAACAAAGGUGAUGCUCUUCUGGAGGCAGCAAGGACCAAUAACGGUCAGGAUGUGGCCAGGCUGGUGAAAGAAGGGGUCGACCCCAACCACCGCCACCGCCUCGGUUGGACCGCUCUCAUGGUGGCCGCCAUGAACCGACAGCACAGCGCGGUGAAGGUGCUGCUGGAGGCCGGCGCCGACCCGAACGCCGGCGAUCACUUCAACAACGUUUACGAAACCUCCCGAGAGAAAGGCAUCCACUCACUGGAAGUCCUCGUGUCCCGGGAGGACGAGUUCAGCAGCAGGCUCAGCAGCAGAGCCGGCUUCCGCGGCUGCACAGCCCUCCACUACGCCACGCUGGCCGAUGACCCCGACACCGUCCGCAUGCUGCUGGAUGCCGGUGCCAACCCCCUGCAGACCAACGGAUUGGGACACACGCCUCGGUCCUAUGCCAAAGAGGGGGAAGCGAGCAAAGUGCUGCAGGAGUUUGAGGGCAAGUUCCAGGAGGUGCAGGAGAGGCGGGAGGCGGCGGAGAGGCGGAGGUUCCCCCUGGAGAGGAGGCUGAAGGAGCACAUCAUCGGACAGGAGGGGGCCAUCAAUACGGUGGCCUCAGCCAUCAGGAGGAAGGAGAAUGGCUGGUAUGACGAAGAGCAUCCUCUCGUAUUCCUCUUCCUCGGCUCGUCGGGAAUCGGAAAGACCGAGUUGGCCAAACAGGUGGCUCGCUAUAUGCACAAGGACAUCAAGAAGGGUUUCAUCCGUAUGGACAUGUCAGAGUUCCAGGAAAAACACGAGGUGGCAAAGUUCAUUGGCUCCCCGCCGGGAUACGUGGGACACGAGGAGGGGGGUCAGCUGACCAAGCUGUUGAGGGCGUGUCCCAACGCUGUGGUCCUGUUCGACGAAGUAGACAAGGCCCACCCUGACGUUCUAACCAUCAUGCUGCAGCUCUUCGAUGAGGGUCGCCUCACCGACGGGAAGGGGAAGACCAUCGAAUGCAAAGACGCCAUGUUCAUCAUGACGUCCAACAUCGCCAGCGACGAGAUCGCCCAGCACGCCCUGCAGCUCCGCGAGGAAGCCGAGGCGGUCAGCCGCAGAAAGCUGGCCGACAACCUCGAGGAAGUGCAGAAAAGUGAAGACGUCAAAAUCUCCCGACAGUUCAAAGAAUCUGUGAUUCGUCCGAUCCUGAAGGCUCAUUAUCGGAGGGACGAGUUUCUGGGUCGGAUCAAUGAAAUUGUUUACUUCCUCCCGUUCUGCCACUCGGAGCUCCUUCAGCUGGUCAGCAAAGAGCUCAACUUCUGGGCCAAGAAGGCCAAGCAGCGCCAUGACAUCGAUCUGCAGUGGGAGCGCCCGGUUCUGGACCUUUUGGCGGGCGGGUACAACAUGCACUACGGAGCACGCUCCAUCAAACAUGAGGUGGAGCGGCGCGUCGUCAACCAGCUGGCGGCGGCGUACGAGCAGGAGCUGCUGCCCAAAGGCUGCACCCUGCGUCUGUCCGUCCAGUCGGAGGACGAGGAGGACCGCAGCGCGCCCAGUCUGCGCCUCGAGGUGGUGGGUGAGGACAGCUUGUCGAGGACGCUGGACAUCCGUCCACCGCUCAUCCCUGAACACUAAGAACACACAGAGGAUUUAUCCAGAUGGGCAUGUGUAUGUACGGAUGUGCACUCAUCUCUCUCUCACUCACACACACACACACACACACAAUAUCAUCAUCAUCAUUGUGGUGUCAGGAGGAAGGAUGGCUCUUGAGAAAUGUUAUCAAUAAAAGUUCCUCUGAUGAAACACAUCGCUGCCUCAGUUUCAGUACACACAUGCAGUGAUUACAUGCCAACAUUCCGCUAUACGCAGCAUAAUGGAGACGGCCUAGUUGACCAUUAAGGUUCAUGUUACAACAGACUUUCAUAUCAGCUGUGACUCAUUAUAGAGUGUAGGUCAAGUCAGUGUGUUGCAUGUUGUAGAAAGCAAAGAGGCUGGAUCCAUCGGAUCAGUUAACACAGAAGCUCUGCAUCAGUAAGAUCAGCGUAGCUGUGACCUCGUGACCACAAGCCACACAUAAUUGUAUAUUUAUUAAAGAUACUUAUGUUAAGUUAAUGGCAAUGAACAGGGAAUAUCUUGAAAGUGGAAGGAUGAACGGCAGGUUUGUCGUUGCUUUGGAGGUGAAAUGGGCAAUAAAUCAUAAUAGAUAUUUAUAGGAGAAUGUUUAGUGAGUAGCAAAACUUUAAAAAGGAAAUUUGGUUUAAGAUCGACAAUGUUCUGCCAAAAUUGGACAAAGAACAGCCGCUUUGCUGUGAAGGAGAUGGAAGUAUUAAUGACCAAAGAUAGUUUGACAGAUGGUUACCUGUGUUACUGCACAUUUCACUCACCAGCAGAACAUCACUGAUAAAUGUUAGACACCUGCUUAUUCAAGUGGAGAAAUAGCACGUGUGCAGCAGCCCAAUUAAAUGAUGGGUAAUAAAACUGCCUUGGGAAUAGUUUCUGUUGAUGCAUGUCGAUGUAACAGAGUCUGGUCCUAAUAGAAGUCACCGAGAAAUUAUGCUUAGUGUUUCAUAAAUGUUAUUAAAAAAAAAAAGCAUGUUGACGAGGUGCCGGAUGUAACUGAGCUAUUGUGUUAAUUCAUGUAUCCCAACCUCCACCGUGUAAAUAAAGUCAUCACAACAAAAAGGGAA
This is a messenger RNA of Pungitius pungitius (ninespine stickleback), 3331 nucleotides long. It is a transcript of the gene clpb, whose product is annotated as ClpB family mitochondrial disaggregase. The record is from RefSeq and is a predicted model, not a curated record. The transcript is spliced from 16 exons. Gene Ontology annotation, cellular component: mitochondrion; cytoplasm. NCBI's taxonomy places the organism in Eukaryota, Metazoa, Chordata, Actinopteri, Perciformes, Gasterosteidae. The coding region runs from base 228 to 2279 and encodes 683 amino acids. Gene Ontology annotation, biological process: cellular response to heat. Gene Ontology annotation, molecular function: ATP hydrolysis activity; ATP binding; protein binding.